This is a messenger RNA of Talaromyces atroroseus, 1023 nucleotides long. Its product is annotated as Eukaryotic translation initiation factor 3 subunit I. The transcript has 4 exons. Lineage: Eukaryota; Fungi; Ascomycota; Eurotiomycetes; Eurotiales; Trichocomaceae. Gene Ontology annotation, biological process: cytoplasmic translational initiation. Bases 1 to 1023 code for a protein of 340 amino acids. Gene Ontology annotation, cellular component: eukaryotic translation initiation factor 3 complex, eIF3m; cytoplasm. The record is from RefSeq and is a predicted model, not a curated record. Gene Ontology annotation, molecular function: protein binding; translation initiation factor activity; RNA binding.
AUGAGGCCUAUUCUUCUUCAAGGCCAUGAGCGGUCCUUGAACCAGAUCAAAUUCAACCGUGACGGCGAUCUUCUCUUCUCCGUCGCCAAGGAUAAAGUCGUCGGUGUCUGGUUUGCGGCCAACGGCGAGCGUCUUGGAACAUAUCAUGGACAUCAGGGUGCUAUCUGGACUGUCGAUGUCAGCCCGAACACAGUCCUUGCCGCCACCGGCUCAGCAGACAACUCUGUUCGGUUAUGGAAUGUGAAGACAGGCGAGUGCGUCAAAGUAUGGGAGUUCCCGACAGCUGUGAAACGAGUCGAAUUCAGUCCCGAUGGAAGUCGGCUUCUGGCCGUGACGGAGAAGCGCAUGGGUUUCUUGGGUACGAUUGUUGUCUACGAUGUUCAGUACGGAGAUGGCGAGGGAAACAACUUGAACGAGCAGACCGACGAGCCAAGCUUGAAGAUUACUUGUGAGGAAAGCAAGGCUACUGUUGCCGGAUGGAGCUAUCUCAGCAAGUACAUCAUUGCCGGACACGAGGAUGGCAGCGUCAGCCAAUACGAUGCCAAGUCUGGCGAACAACUCGAAAACGUCCAGGCCCACGAGUUCGACCUGCAGAUCACCGACAUUCAAUUCUCCUCAGACCGCACAUACUUCAUUACCGCAUCAAAAGACAAAUCAGCCAAGAUUAUUUCCUCGCGAAACCUUGCCGUUCUCAAAACAUUUCCUGCCGACACUCCCCUGAACACAGCUGCCAUCACCCCUAAGAAGGACUACGUUAUCCUCGGUGGUGGACAGGCCGCCAUGGAGGUCACAACCACAUCAGCGCGUCAAGGAAAGUUCGAAGCUCGCUUCUACCACAAAAUCUUCGAAGAUGAGAUUGGCCGUGUCAGGGGCCACUUCGGUCCUUUAAACACCAUUGCCGUUCACCCGGCCGGUACAUCUUAUGCCUCUGGCGGAGAGGAUGGUUAUGUUCGUGUUCACCACUUUGAUAAGCCCUACUUCGACUUUAUGUACGAGGUCGAGCGGGAGCAGUUGAGGCGGUAA